GCAGCAGGGGGCAGUGAGUUGAAAAUUUACCAGGCGACUAGAUUAUUGAAAAGGGGGCGGCCGCUGCUCUUAUUUACCCCCGGGGAACCCAUGAGAAUCGCUUCCCUAUCGAUCGGGAGCACGCGACCAUCGCCGAUGUGUCAUCUACUUCAACCCCUUUAGUUAGUCCUCUCCCCUCAGUUAGUCCAUCGCUCGCGACAAACAUCGUUAUUUUUUCGUUAAAUCGUGUUUUUAUCAAUUAAAGUGCCCAUUUUAUACGGUUUAUUCGCUAUCCUCAUUCAGUUUGUGUGAUUAUACGGUGUUUUUAUCGAUGCUUUCCGAUUUAAAGGUCGAAUAGUUCAGUUUUUUUUGGCGAGCGAAGCGAGAUAUGUUGCUGCCCAGCGCCAACUCGAACUGUCCCAUGGGAUUUCAGAACGAUAUUUAUCACGGCGUGGCGGAAAAAACGAAAUUUCUGACUUUGAAGUGUACGAGAAAAAGUAAGAGCAAUCAGACGCGCAGCAAAAGCGCCGAAAGGACCAAAUUUCGGUUUUGUGCCUGCACGGGACCCAGAAAAAACAAAAAGUCCGCCAAGUGGUAUGUCAAGCAGCCCACAUGGCGGCUUUGGGGCGAGGAAAAAGCGGACGGCGCCCUCUACACGGUUUACCUCAAGAAAGUGCGUUACCAUCGGCCUACCAGAAGCCUUUCGUCCUCCCAUUCGGAUUCAGACGACGAGAUUUCCCACCUAGAAUGGGAAACUGUGAGGGUGCGAUUCGUCAAGGCCGGCACUUUGAGGAAGUUAGUGGAGGCUCUUUCCACCGACGACGGAGAGUUGGAGACCACCUACAUCAAUGUGUUCCUGGCUACGUAUCGUAGCUUUUCCACCGCCAAGGAAGUACUGAAACUGUUGCUGGAGCGGUACGAAGAAUUGUGCGAAUCGUCGCAGAACGGACGGACAGAACAACUGGAACAGCACAAAAAGACACUUAUUUCUGCUCUUCACGUUUGGCUGGACAGUUACCCGGAAGAUUUUAAAGAUCCGCCUAACUAUUCAGCUCUUCGUCUGUUACUCAACUUCUGUGAAGAUUUUCUGCCUAAUACGGAGCUCGACGCCAAAGUACGACACAGGAUCGACAGAUAUACCAGAGAAGCACAUGUGGAUCCCCUCUUAACUCCACCUCCGGCUUUUGCUAUGAGGUCCAUAGCUUCAGCUGGAUGGAGAUGUUACAAGUUACCAGAUAUCCCAGUCAGGCACUUUGCCGAACAGCUUACCAGAAUGGAUGUGGAUUUAUUUAAGAAACUAGUACCUCACCAGUGUUUAGGAGGUGUGUGGUCCAGACGAGAUCGCAGCAGAUCUCACGAAGCCGCCACUGUAUUAGCCACUGUCAACCAAUUUAACGCUGUGUCUUUUAGGGUUAUAUCAUCUAUUUUAGUGGAACCGUGUCUCAGAACUCACGAUAGAGCGUCUCUAAUCGUUUGUUGGAUAGAUAUAGCUCAGGAGCUAAGACUUAUUAAGAAUUUCAGUAGUUUGAAGGCCAUUAUAAGUGGUUUACAGAGCAAUCCAAUAUAUAGACUUCAAAAAACUUGGCAAGCAAUUUCAAGAGAGAAAAUUGAACUCUUCGACGAACUUGCUAGGAUUUUCAGUGAAGACAACAACCAACUAGCCCAGAGAGAGUUAUUAAUGAAAGAGGGAACUGCCAAAUUUGCUGAUACUGUUGGUGAAAACGACAAACAACUUCAGAAAAUUUUUCAAAAACAAAACAACCAUACCGCUAAUAUUUCGUUCGGAACUAUACCCUAUUUAGGAACCUUUUUGACUGAUCUUACCAUGAUAGAUACAGCUAUACCUGAUAUUAUAGGCGAUGGAUUGAUUAACUUUGAUAAAAGAAGGAAAGAGUUUGAAGUCCUUGCCCAAAUCAAACUUCUACAGGGUGCUGCCAAUGCUUACCAUUUUAUUGAAGAUGCAGCGUUCGAUAGGUGGUUUGACUCAAUCUUAGUGCUAGAUGAUCGCGAAGCUUAUCAACUUAGCUGUCAAAUUGAACCUCCAACUGGUGGACCAAAUAGAAAAGAUAGAAAUAUCAGGAAACCAAUCCAGGGUCAUCAAAAAAAUGAUUCAAUUACCAGCACCAGCAGCAGUAACAGUUCUCAGUUCUACUGUGACGUGGACAGUGUUCCAAGCUCGCCACAUGACAGUAUAGAUAGAAAGCUGAGUCCUAGUCAAAUGUCAAAUUCAAGUAGUAAUUCUUCGUUACCUAGUCUCGAUGUUAGUCUGAACAGUUCUCAUUCAGGUAGUGCCAACAAUAGAUUACAAGUGCCUUCUUUAAAUAACUCAGGGACAUUGAGUAAUCAUUCUCAGAAGAGCAGUCCAGAUUUUUAUAUAAUUAAGGUAACAUAUGAGACAGAUAAUCGGGAAACGGAGGGUAUAGUGUUGUACAAAAGUAUAAUGCUAAGCAACAAUGAAAGAACACCUCAAGUAAUACGAAAUGCAAUGUACAAAUUAGGUCUAGAAGGAAAUCCGGAUCAGUAUACACUAGCACAAGUUUUACCAGAAAAAGAAAUGCUUUUGCCGCCAAACUCCAACGUUUACUACGCAGUCAAUACAGCACACAAUCUUAACUUCAUUUUGAGACCAAAAAAACUCAGUGAUGCCAACUCGUCGGGCAAGUAUUUGAAAGGGAAGUCGAAGUCAUAACAAACCCUGACAUGGGAUGCUUUUUAGUAAGAGUUUAACCUGAACCAGCUGUUAAAAAGUAUCUUCAUUACUACUUAAGCUUAAAGUAAAUUUUACCAAUUUAAAGUAAGCGUAACAAAUAUGUAUAACAACUGUGAUAAACGAUCAUGCUGUUAGAUACUCUGUAAUCAUCACAAUGUUUAUUUUAAUUAUUUAUUUUAUAUAUUUUUUUACCAACCUAGAUUUAAAUUAAAUAUUUUUUUUAAUCGGGACUAAAAAGAAUCAUUGUAAAUUUACAAUAUGGUUUUGUCCGGAUUUUUUAAGUAGCUUGUUUUUAAGCGUUUAUAUACAUAUAUAACAAAAUGCACACAGCCAACUGGUGCUAAAAGAAUUAUUAAAUAUAGAGUAAACAUCUACAUAGUUGUUUAAAAAAAUAUACAAUUUUUAGUAGUUAAGUAAAUUAUUUAAAUAACUUGUUUUUGAAGUAAUUUUUAAUAAUAACAAUAUUAAGACCCUGCAUAUUAUAAAAUGUCAAUAUUAAUAAUUAAUAUAGAUAUUUUUUAACCAGUGUAAGUAUAUAUUUCUUAAAAUCUUUAUGCAAUUACCAAUCCAAAACAAACUACAAUAACAGUAAUGAUGAAUUUUGAGAAAUUUGUAUAUUUACGGUUAAUUUAAUUAAACGACACGAGUUGUAUAGACUAAUUAGUGUAGAUAUUAAUUUCAUAUAUUGUAUAAACGUAUUUAUAUAAGAAAAAUGUAUGCGGUAUUAAUAUUUUUAGAAGCUUUACUUUGGUGUAAUCUAAACAAAAAUUGUAAUUAUUGUUAACCAAAGAUAAAUACUAUAAGAAUCAUCUACGUCAAAUUAUAUAGUUGAACUUGUCCAAAAAUAUACCUGUUUCAAUAUUCUAUAUUUUUCCAAUGCUCAAUUUUGCCUUCUGUAAAGAUCUGAAUAAAACAAGUUCGUUCGUGUGUGGAACUGUAGAAUUUAAUAAUACUCUUAUCGAGUGCUUUAUAUGUGCAUUAGAUCGUCAUGUUAAGUAAUUUACCUGCAUUGUAUAGAUAUAGAUGAUAGAGGAAAUUUUGUAAGAAUUCGUCCCAUUUGUUGUACUGUAUUUUUCUAAUAAAAGACUAAAUAAAUCUA
Molecule: messenger RNA, 3788 nt
Organism: Sitophilus oryzae (rice weevil)
Lineage: Eukaryota; Metazoa; Arthropoda; Insecta; Coleoptera; Curculionidae
Gene: Rgl
Product: ral guanine nucleotide dissociation stimulator-like 1
Exons: 14
Coding region: 368-2668 (766 amino acids)
Biological process (GO): Ras protein signal transduction; positive regulation of GTPase activity
Cellular component (GO): plasma membrane
Molecular function (GO): guanyl-nucleotide exchange factor activity
Source: RefSeq, a predicted model, not a curated record